Messenger RNA from Gigantopelta aegis, 1642 nucleotides. RefSeq lists its product as uncharacterized. Lineage: Eukaryota; Metazoa; Mollusca; Gastropoda; Neomphalida; Peltospiridae. The record is from RefSeq and is a predicted model, not a curated record. The transcript is spliced from 5 exons. Bases 33 to 1367 code for a protein of 444 amino acids.
AAUUUAGUGAACAUUUGUCUAAUCCAAGUCGAAUGAAAUCACUAGCUUGUGUCGCUGUGUAUCGAUCGUAUUUCUGGGGCUACAUAUAUUACGAAAGAACAAGCUGUUCGAGCAGACUGCCUGCGAUUUGCCAAAUCUACAAAUCUAAACCUACACCAGCGCCUACACCAUCAACUACAGCCAUGCCUACUCCACCAACUACAACCACAUCUACGUCACCAACUACAACCACCACGUCUUCAACAACAACGCAUCGUCUGCCCGCAACAACGAGUAGUUACGUUUCACAACACUCUGCGACAACUCUCCCAGCUCAGAAAUCGGAUGGAACAAGUAAAACCCAGAGACAAGUCGGCUCAGAGAGUGAUUCAGGUGGUUUGGUAGCUGGUAUUGUUGUUGGGGUACUAGUAUUGCUAGUCUUGGCAGGAGUUAUCGUACUUGUAUGGAUGAAAAGAAAAAACAGAUUUUGCUUCCAGUCAGAUAAAAUGGGCAAUCCAAGAAGAACUGCAUCGCCCAUCCACGCGACAUCCUCAGUACCCAACAACUAUGAACAAUAUGACGCUGAUGUAACCAACAGAGUUCAGUAUGAAAAUGUGGCAUACUGUGCUCAGCCAAACACGAAAACCACACGUGGUCCAAUCGCUGUUAUGUCCAUCGACUACGACCUUGCUGCUGCAGAUGACGCACUACAAGGACCUCGUGUUUUUGCGGAUCUACCCAAUGGCAUCAGGCCACGUGAUGACUACGAACUGGCGAGUCCAGAUGACACAAAGCCAGAAACGACUUAUUCAGCAAAUUCGUCCAGUUAUGCCUGUCCAGGUGAUUACUUUGAACUGGAGGGUCCAGAUGACGCAAAGCGAGAAACAGCUUAUUCAGCAGAUUCGUCCAGUUACGGCUGUCCAGGUGAUUACUUUGAACUGGAGGGUCCAGGUGACUCUAGACCAGAAACAGAUAACUAUGAACUGGAAGGUCCAGGUGACUCUAGACCAGAAACAGGUGACUAUGAACUGGAAGGUCCAGGUGACUCUAGACCAGAAACAGAUAACUAUGAACUGGAAGGUCCAGCAAACACAGCUGAGUACGCAGUAGUGGACGGAAAAAUCGCUUCUGAUGAAUACAACACUCUGCACGAGACACAACGUGACAUAAACCUAGAUGUGAACUACAGCCACAUUGGUGCGGCCGAGCUAACUGAAGAUCUGUACGACACGACAGAACCGGCACCACACGGACGGACAGACAGUGAGACCUACAGCCACAUUAAGGGAGACAGAUUUGAAGACGAGGAUAUGUACAAUCAUACGGACGGGUCUGAUGACCCACCUGAGCUGUAUGAUCCAGAAUACAGCCACAUUACUACACAGUAGAUGUGUGUCCGUGCGAUAAUACAUAGUUAUACAUGUUGCAAACCUCCCGACUAGACACAUUCUGUAACGGAUACAUUUUUUAUAUUGAAACAAUCUGGAUAAUAUAUGUUUUUGUAACUAUGGCCAACAUAGGCCAAGCUUAGUAAAUGACAUAUACAUUGUAAUAUAUUUAUAUUGAUACAAUCUAGAUAAUAUAUGUUUUGUAAGUAUAGCCAACAUAGGCCAAGCUAGACAAUAUUCUUUUCGAAUAUAUAAUACUUACAGUGGCGGAUCCA